This is a messenger RNA of Phytophthora infestans T30-4, 397 nucleotides long. RefSeq lists its product as uncharacterized. Gene Ontology annotation, cellular component: mitochondrion; mitochondrial inner membrane. The coding region runs from base 12 to 338 and encodes 108 amino acids. NCBI's taxonomy places the organism in Eukaryota, Oomycota, Peronosporomycetes, Peronosporales, Peronosporaceae. Gene Ontology annotation, biological process: mitochondrial respiratory chain complex IV assembly. The transcript is spliced from 2 exons. The record is from RefSeq and is a predicted model, not a curated record.
GAAACUUAAAAAUGUCGUCCACGUCCACCGACGAGGUGCUCAAGAACCCUCCGUGUUUCCGCACUGGUCUCAUGUGGGGCAUUGGCGUCGCCAGUGUUAUCGGCGCCCACCGUUUCCGCACCACCAGACUCGUCCGCUCGUCGUGCGACUGGGCGAUUGGCGCUUUCGGACUCGUCGGCGGGGGCAGCUGGCUAUUCUGCACUACUGCGUACCGUCUCCGAGCGCGUCAAACCCGUGAAUUCAUGGAGGUUAUGAACAAUCCGGACCGCAAGGCCGAGGCCGAAAAGUUCUUGCGCUCUCGGGUGGAGACUCGACCAUCAGACCAAGAGCAGCAGUAGAGCGAAAGUACAACAAUAGACGGAUGCUGCGAGUUGUUAAUAUUUUGUGCCAGCCGUCC